GCAUUAACGAACUUCAGAGUCCGUUUGAUAUUUUUCUAACUUUUACUAUUUUACGUAUUCCCGCAAUAAAUAAAGCCAGCAAAGGCAGAUGUGUGUGUCUAUAUAUACAUGAACUGCUGAUUCGAUUUGAACACCCCAUUUCUACGAUUCAAUAACUUCAGCUGCCAUGACAGAGCCAGAGUCUUCUCGCAGUAGACCGGUAGGGGCCUAUGAUGUCUUCUUGAGUUUUAGAGGAGAAGAUACUCGCAAGACAUUUACAGAUCAUCUAUAUACUGCCUUAGUCCAAGCAGGAAUCCACACUUUUCGAGAUGAUGAUGAACUUCCUAGAGGAGAAGAAAUCUCCGAUCAUCUCCUCAGGGCUAUUCAAGAAUCAAAGAUAUCCAUAGUUGUCUUCUCAAAAGGAUAUGCUUCUUCUAGAUGGUGUCUCAAUGAACUUGUAGAGAUUCUGAAGUGCAAAAAUAGGAAAACCGGUCAGAUUGUUCUUCCUAUAUUCUAUGACAUUGAUCCUUCAGAUGUGAGAAAACAGACUGGCAGUUUUGCAGAGCCAUUUGAUAAGCAUGAAGAGCGUUUUGAAGAGAAGUUGGUGAAGGAGUGGAGAAAAGCUCUCGAGGAGGCUGGAAAGCUAUCUGGAUGGAAUCUCAAUGAUAUGGCAAAUGGGCAUGAAGCAAAAUUUAUUAAAGAGAUUAUCAAGGAUGUGUUGAAUAAAUUAGAUCCCAAGUACUUAUAUGUUCCUGAGGACCUCAUAGGUAUGCAUCGGCUUGCUCGCAAUAUUUUUGACUUUCUAAGUACUGCAACAGAUGAUGUACGCAUUGUGGGCAUACAUGGGAUGCCAGGAAUAGGAAAGACGACUAUAGCACAAGUUGUAUUUAAUCAACUCUGCAAUGGAUUCGAGGGAAGCUGCUUUCUUUCGAAUAUCAAUGAAGCAUCAAAACAAUUCAAUGGUCUGGCUCUUUUACAAGAGCAACUUCUUUAUGAUAUUUUAAAACAAGAUGUUGCAAACAUCAAUUGUGUCGAUAGAGGAAAGGUUCUGAUCAAAGAACGACUUUGUCGCAAAAGAGUUCUUGUUGUUGCUGAUGAUGUGGCUCAUCAGGACCAGCUAAAUGCUUUGAUGGGAGAGCGAAGUUGGUUUGGUCCCGGAAGUAGAGUAAUUAUUACAACAAGAGAUUCAAAUCUUCUUCGUGAAGCAGAUCAAACAAAUCGGAUCGAAGAAUUGGAACCAGAUGAGGCCCUUCAGCUUUUCAGCUGGCAUGCCUUUAAGGACACCAAGCCAGCAAAAGAUUAUAUUGAGCUUUCAAAGAAAGCAGUUGAUUACUGUGGAGGACUUCCUUUAGCUCUUAACGUUAUAGGAGCUCUUCUGUACAGGAAAAACAGAGUUACAUGGGAAAGUGAAAUUGACAACUUGAGCAGAAUUCCAAACCAAGAUAUUCAAGGAAAGCUUCUAACAAGUUAUCACGCACUUGAUGGUGAACUACAAAGAGCAUUCCUUGAUAUUGCAUGCUUCUUUAUUGGUAGAGAGAAAGAAUACGUCGCAAAACAGCUAGGAGACCGUUGCGGUUACAAUCCAGAAGUUGUUUUGGAAACUCUCCAUGAAAGGUCUAUGAUUAAAGUAUUGGGAGAGACGGUAACCAUGCAUGAUCUAUUACGAGACAUGGGAAGGGAGGUCGUUCGUGAAUCGUCUCCAAAAGAACCUGGAUAGAGGACCAGAAAUUGGAAUCAAGAGGAUGCAUGGAAUGUGCUUGAGCAGCUGAAGGUAAAAAAAAAAUAGUCAUGGAACACUUGACUGAUCAAAGAAAAAAAAUUAUUUAUUUUCUCUUAUUGAGCUCCAUAGUUUAAACUUUCUCUUUACACAUAAUUUUUAGUUUGGUAUAUAUAUUCUACUGUUUUUUAUAAUCUUUAUAUUUAUAUUUUUAAAUAUAAGUACACAUAGCAUCAUUUGAAUCUUUUGAUUGAAAGUAAAAGCUUUAUCUCGUAAAAUCAUCUCUAGAAGGUUUUAUUUGGUCAAUCUUCAAAAACUUAGGGAUUAAAAAAAAAAAACUUCUUACUUGAUUCAAUUUGGAAACCUCAAGGAGAAAAUUGAAACAAGUAUAACCUCACGGGGAGAAGUUGAAUUCUCCCCAAACUCAGGGGUUAAUUAAAAUUAACCUUUAAAUUUCUAUCCAUGCCCAGUUGCCCACGAAAGAGAAGAGGUACAUCCACGUGAAGCUCAUUUUGGGUUUGGGUUAGUUGAAAAUAUCUAGUGGGUGGGCCUUUUUUUUCUUCUGUUUUUCUGUUUUUUUUUUGUUUUUAUGCACAGAAUACAUGAAAUAAUAAAUUUAAAUCCAACAAAUCCAAUAGAGAUAUAAUAUUGUAUACGAUCAACAUGAAAGAAUUUUACGAAAAGAGAUGAAAAUAUCAUAUAUUAUGAGUCUCUGCCAGUCAUAAUUGUAUUGUUUUGUGUA
This is a messenger RNA of Populus trichocarpa (black cottonwood), 2438 nucleotides long. RefSeq names its product disease resistance protein Roq1. The transcript is spliced from 3 exons. Gene Ontology annotation, biological process: defense response; signal transduction. Lineage: Eukaryota; Viridiplantae; Streptophyta; Magnoliopsida; Malpighiales; Salicaceae. Gene Ontology annotation, molecular function: ADP binding. The coding region runs from base 167 to 1696 and encodes 509 amino acids. The record is from RefSeq and is a predicted model, not a curated record.